Messenger RNA from Eucalyptus grandis, 1986 nucleotides. Its product is annotated as serine/threonine-protein kinase RIPK. Gene Ontology annotation, biological process: protein phosphorylation. The transcript has 5 exons. Lineage: Eukaryota; Viridiplantae; Streptophyta; Magnoliopsida; Myrtales; Myrtaceae. The record is from RefSeq and is a predicted model, not a curated record. Bases 385 to 1737 code for a protein of 450 amino acids. Gene Ontology annotation, molecular function: protein kinase activity; ATP binding.
CAUAUGCGUUGCAGUGGAAGAAUUCCAUGCUGUGUGUAGAACAUGAGACUACAAAUAUAAAACCCCAUUCACUUUGCCAAAACCAAGUCGUAACCUUCUCUUCUCCUUCUCCUUCUCCUCCUUCUUCGACUUUAUGUCUGCAAUUGGACUGGAGAGCAGGUGAUGAUUUGAAAACCAUUAGCCCACAAUUUGUCUCUGCCUUUGAAGAGUCCCACCAACCAUCUUGCGAUCUGCAACGCCCAGAUCUCUUGUAUCAGGCCUCUCAUUCUUCGUCAGUUCUUCCAUUUCUUGACAAGAAAGAUUAGGAUGAUUGCUUAGUGUUUGCAUCCAAGAAGUGCAAGUUCUGAAGUUCCUGGAUCAGUUCAAUCAGAAGCUUUUCUGCAAAUGGCUGUGAAGAAGAUCUCAUGGAGGUGUAUGGUCCUGAGCUGUUACAAAACGAAGGAAGAAACCGAGAAGUGCAAGCCCAAGAAGGAGGUGACAAAGCAGAACUCGUUCCAGAGGCUCUCUCUACUGGAUUUGAGCAACCCCAGUUCGACGACACUCUCGGAGGACCUCUCGAUAUCACUCGCCGGAUCAAACCUCCAUGUGUUCGCCCACCAGGAGCUGAAGCUGAUAACGCAGAGUUUCUCAUCGAGCAACUUCCUCGGGCAAGGCGGGUUUGGGCCCGUACACAAGGGAUUCAUCGACGACAAGCUGCGGCCCGGGCUGAAGGCCCAGCCCGUCGCCGUCAAGCUCCUGGAUUUGGAAGGGAUGCAGGGUCAUAGGGAGUGGCUGACAGAAGUGAUCCUUCUUGGGCAAUUGAGGCAUCCUCAUCUGGUGAAGCUGAUUGGUUACUGUUGUGAAGAUGAACAUAGACUUCUGGUCUAUGAAUACAUGCCUCGAGGGAGCUUGGAAAACCAAUUAUUCAGAAGGUAUGCGGCAACUUUACCGUGGUCCGCGAGAAUGAAAAUAGCGGUCGGAGCGGCAAAGGGUCUGGCGUUCCUGCACGAAGCAGAGAAUCCGGUCAUUUAUAGAGAUUUCAAGGCAUCAAACAUAUUGUUAGACUCUGAUUAUACGGCAAAGCUCUCAGAUUUUGGGCUUGCAAAAGAUGGUCCAGAAGGUGAUGACACACAUGUCUCAACCAGAGUGAUGGGGACACACGGCUAUGCUGCCCCUGAAUACAUCAUGACUGGCCAUUUGACAGCGAUGAGCGACGUUUAUAGCUUCGGUGUAGUACUCCUAGAACUCCUGACCGGAAGGAAAUCCGUGGAAAAGAACCGCCCUCACCGGGAGCAAAACCUUGCUGAGUGGGCCCGGCCCAUGCUGAAUGACUCCAAGAAGCUCUCACGAUUGAUGGACCCGAGGCUCGAGGGGCAAUACUCCGAGAGCGGGGCACGGAAGGCGGCCACGCUGGCCUACCAGUGCCUGAGCCACAGGCCCAAGAUGAGGCCAACCAUGAGCACAGUGGUCAAGACCUUGGAGCCACUCAAGAACUUUGAUGACAUCCCAAUUGGCCCAUUUGUCUACACAGUCCCCAUGGAGAUUGAUUCAUUGCAGAAAGAAGGAAAACGGAAGGAAGUGAAGAAAAGGAAUGGGCAUCGUCACCAUAACCAUCAACUUCACCAGGGCCAUAGACACAAUCACCGUCACCAUCACCAAGAUGUCAGGCCUCCAACGAAGUCUCCAAGUCACUCUGAUUCUGCUCUUAGACACAACAACCACACGAAUGGAUUGAAUUCUCCCUUGAGAAGCUGUUGAAGCCUAAUGCAAAUAAGAUUGGGAAUAGAUUUGCCAAAUAGUGUGCAACACAGUAUAGGGUCAAGGGCAAGGUUUAACUCUCGCAAGUUAGUUUCGAGGAGGCUGUUUUUGUCCUUUCCUUUUGUCUUUUGGAUAGUUGACGAAUGUCUGCGGAUCACUAUUAUAUUUUGAAAUUGUAAAAAGUGCUUUUUUUUAUUGCACAUAGUUUUGUUCUCUUUAAGCGUCACUCUUUAAUCAAAAUCUUUUUUU